Messenger RNA from Dreissena polymorpha, 477 nucleotides. Its product is annotated as receptor-type tyrosine-protein phosphatase gamma-like. The coding region runs from base 1 to 477 and encodes 158 amino acids. The transcript has 5 exons. Gene Ontology annotation, molecular function: protein tyrosine phosphatase activity. Gene Ontology annotation, biological process: protein dephosphorylation. The record is from RefSeq and is a predicted model, not a curated record. NCBI's taxonomy places the organism in Eukaryota, Metazoa, Mollusca, Bivalvia, Myida, Dreissenidae.
AUGGUUUCCGCCCAGUCUGAAUGGAGUUUUGUUUUUGCUGGUAUAGGCCGUACAGGGACGUACAUUGCCCUGGACAUUCUGAUACACGAGGGCGAGGAUGAGGAAGCCGUGGAGAUAUACGGAUGUGUGCUGAACAUGAGGAGGAACAGGGUCAGCAUGAUCCAAACAGCGGAGCAAUACGAGUUCCUACACAGAGCCCUGGUCCAUGCCUUGAUCUUUGACUGCGCGCCCGUGGCCGCUGACCAGUUACAGAACUAUGUCUCAAAGACAGGACAACAACAACGAGAGAAGCAGUUAAAGAGUUUCAAGACGAAGCGUCACUACAUCGCAGCCCAGUCGCCUCUACCUGGCACCGUUGUAUUCUUCCUGAGUCUUGCCUACAAGGAAGACUGUCCAUGUAUCGUCAGCUUUCAACAUACUCAUGAAAGCAAAGAUGUGGGUAUGUUCUACCAAGCGGAUAACCAGGUCCUGUCUUAA